Messenger RNA from Heterostelium album PN500, 624 nucleotides. RefSeq names its product 40S ribosomal protein S5 (gene rps5). Gene Ontology annotation, cellular component: cytosolic small ribosomal subunit; ribosome. NCBI's taxonomy places the organism in Eukaryota, Evosea, Eumycetozoa, Acytosteliales, Acytosteliaceae. The record is from RefSeq and is a predicted model, not a curated record. Bases 1 to 624 code for a protein of 207 amino acids. Gene Ontology annotation, molecular function: rRNA binding; structural constituent of ribosome; mRNA binding. Gene Ontology annotation, biological process: translation; ribosomal small subunit assembly. The transcript has 2 exons.
AUGAACGAAAGAUAUACAAAAAGAGAUUAUAGAUACAAUCUCACCAGCAAUGCAUCACCCACUUUUAUCUUAAAACAAUUUGAGUCUUUCAGAGAAGUCCAAUGCUCUGAUAUCUCCUUGCAAGAUUACAUCAUGACCAAGAAGCAAGUCUUCUUGCCACACUCUGCUGGUCGUUACAACAAGAUCCGUUUCAGAAAGGCCCAAUGCCCAAUCGUUGAGCGUCUUGCAAACUCAAUGAUGAUGUUCGGUCGUAACGCUGGUAAGAAGAUCAUGGCUGUCCGUAUCAUCGAAAAGGCCUUCGAGAUCAUCUUCCUCUUGACUGACAAGAACCCAAUCCAAGUUUUGGUUGAUGCCAUCAUGAACUCUGGUCCACGUGAAGAUUCCACCCGUAUUGGUUCAGCUGGUACUGUCCGUCGUCAAGCCGUCGAUGUCUCCCCAAUGAGACGUGUUAACAACGCUCUCUACUUGAUCACUCAAGGUGUUCGUGCCGCCGCUUUCAGAAACAUCAAGACAGUUUCUGAGUGUUUGGCUGACGAAUUGAUCAACGCCAGCAAGGGUAGCCCAAAUUCCUAUGCCAUUAAGCAAAAGGACGCUCUUGAGCGUACUGCCAAAUCACACAGAUAA